AUGGAUGCCUCGCAAUCCAACACUACGCCCGACAAUCCCCGUGUCGAUGCCGCCCAAUCGUCGGACCCGUCCACUGCCAACACGCCCGCGACCUCGAACACCACACCGCCUGCGGAUCCUUCCGCCCCUGCCGCCCCUGCCGCCCCUGCAAACGGCAACGCUGCCACCGCCUCGACGUCGCAGCCUCCCGCCCCGACGACGAGCGCACCGCCCGCGACCUCUGCCGCACCGGCACCCACGAGUGCCGCGCCCAGCUCUCAACCCGCCAGCAGUGCCCUGCCCUCGGCGCCGGCCACGACUGGCGCAGCCUCGAGCUCGGCUCCCCCGCCUGUAGUGACUCAAGUCGUCACGUUCACGGAUGCCGGGGGCGUACCCGUCGUCUCGACGCAGACCUCGCUGGCACCCGCGGCUACGGGCACCUCGGCCGACGCUUCCGGCUCUGGCGGUGGCUCCAGCAGCAACAUUGGUGCCAUCGUCGGAGGUGUGGCGGGUGGUCUUGCCGGUCUCGUCAUUCUGAUCUGGCUCAUCCUGCUUCCGCUGCGCCGACGCGCCAAGAAGGCCAAGGAGGUCGAGUGGCUUGCCUUUGGCCAGGAGAACGACCACGUCAACGAGUCAUCGGCCGAGGCCGUCUAUGGCCGCGGCGCCGGUCACAGCGACGGCAAAGGCGGCGGAUCGGUCGCCAACGUCAACGAGAUCCAGAUGGACGAGAUGGAGGACGCCGGCCCGCACUCGGCCUACCACUACCAGGGCGUCGACAACGGCCAGAACUGGGGCGGCGUGGCCGGAGCCGGAGCCGCAGCCGGAGCGGGCGCCGCCGCCGCCUAUGGGCAUCAGGGCCAGUACGACGGACAGUACGACGGACAAUACGACGGACAGUACGACGCCUAUUACGCCCAGCAGCAGCAGCAGGCGCAGCAGGGCUACGAGGGCCACGAGUACCACAACGUGGCGGCCGGCCAGAGCCAGUACGGGCACCCUGCUGCUGGCCCCGGUGGUGGCGACUGGAGCCACGCCGGCUACGGGGGCCAAGAGGCAGGCUGGGCUCCCGGUGGCGCGCCGGCUUCGACUGCGGGCUACGCAUCUCCGAACACGGGCGGCGCCUCGGGACUGAGCCACGGCCUCUCUACCGGCUCGACGGCUCUCGGACCGGGCGGCGGAUCGUACCUGUCGCACGGCCAGGCUCCCGAGUACGAUGCGAUGGGCUACGACGCUUACGCGGCACAGCAGCAGCCGGCCCAGCAGCCGCAGCAGCAGGCGGCGCCGGCGCAGGCACGCUCCGGAUCGCCCCAAAGCGUCGCCCAGCCAGACCUGUCGCGCAACGGCGGCAGCCUGCACCUCGCCAACCCCUGA
This is a messenger RNA of Pseudozyma flocculosa PF-1, 1350 nucleotides long. RefSeq lists its product as uncharacterized. The record is from RefSeq and is a predicted model, not a curated record. Bases 1 to 1350 code for a protein of 449 amino acids. NCBI's taxonomy places the organism in Eukaryota, Fungi, Basidiomycota, Ustilaginomycetes, Ustilaginales, Ustilaginaceae. The transcript is spliced from 3 exons.